CGACAUGGUUUUGUAUUUUACUAGUGCUGUUGUCACACCUCCUUAUACCAUAUAUAUGGGAAAGGAUAAAUAUGAAAAUGAAGACCUCAUUAAAUAUGGAUGGCCUGAAGACAUUUGGUUUCAUGUGGAUAAACUUUCCUCUGCUCAUGUGUACUUGAGGAUGCCUAAGGGACUCACAAUAGAAGACAUACCAAAAGAAGUCCUCAUAGACUGUGCACAGCUUGUAAAAAACAACAGCAUUCAAGGGUGUAAAAUGAACAAUAUCAAUGUUGUCUAUACACCAUGGGCCAAUCUGAAGAAAACUGGGGAUAUGGACGUAGGCCAAAUAGGCUUUCAUAGACAGAAAGAGGUGAAGAUCAUUGCCGUAGAGAAGAAAAUUAAUGAAGUUGUUAACCGGUUGGAAAAAACAAAAGAGGAGCGUUUCCCUGAUCUAGCAGCGGAGAAGGAGGCCCGAGAUAGAGAGGAGAGGAAUGAGAAGAAAGCGCAGAUUCAGGAGAUGAAGAGGAAAGAGAAGGAGGAGGUGAAGAGGAAAAAGGAACUGGAAGAACUCAGGAGUUACUCAUCUCUGAUGAAAUCAGACAAUAUGACUACAAAUGAGGAUGGAUAUGAUUCUGAUGACUUCAUGUAAAAAAGAAGUGGUUUUCUUUGAAUGUGAACAUGUGUAAAUUGAAAAUGUAUUGAAUGGAAAUGCCAAAAGACAAAUUAUUAUUAUGUAUGCAAAGAUAUAUUGUGUUGGCCAUAGUUGUAAAAAAAUGUGCCAAUGAUGAACAGAAGAUUUUUGCAACAUCAAUGUUAACAAAGGCUAAAAGUGCAGCACUCAUUACUCCUCUAGCAACUCACUGAAAAACAUUUUGGUGUCGAAUGCCUAGUAGCUUUCACUUAAUUGGCUAGAAGAAAUAUGAAGUAUUAUAUGAUUGCCUUCCUCCAUUUUUUUUAGUAGAAAGUUUUUUGUUGUUGUAAACAAAUAAACCUAUUUGUAACAAUGAAGGUUCAAGAAUUAUUGUUCUUUGGGAGGUAUUGCAGAUACUGCUCUAUUCAACUUUAUGGUUAACAGCUAAGAUUUUUCAUUUCCUUUUUUGUCUGUUCCUUUUAAGGAAUAUUUUAUUAUCACUGUAAUGAUGAAAGUGAUGAUGUUUAAUAUAUUGAAAGGCAUUAAAAACAACAGAAACCACAGGUUUUGGUAGUAAUU
Molecule: messenger RNA, 1189 nt
Organism: Lepisosteus oculatus (spotted gar)
Lineage: Eukaryota; Metazoa; Chordata; Actinopteri; Semionotiformes; Lepisosteidae
Gene: ccdc25
Product: coiled-coil domain containing 25
Source: RefSeq, a predicted model, not a curated record